Messenger RNA from Penicillium manginii, 1383 nucleotides. Its product is annotated as MFS general substrate transporter. Gene Ontology annotation, cellular component: membrane. The transcript is spliced from 6 exons. Gene Ontology annotation, biological process: transmembrane transport. The record is from RefSeq and is a predicted model, not a curated record. Gene Ontology annotation, molecular function: transmembrane transporter activity. NCBI's taxonomy places the organism in Eukaryota, Fungi, Ascomycota, Eurotiomycetes, Eurotiales, Aspergillaceae. The coding region runs from base 1 to 1383 and encodes 460 amino acids.
AUGUCUUCAAGCAAUGAAAAAGUGUUCUCGGAGUCUCAAGUGGAGCCGGUCGAAUCGCAGAAACCCAUACUGGAAAGUCUCGAUGAUGACCCAGUAUACACCCGCUUGGAGCAACGCAAGAUAAUCCGGAGAAUCGAUUUUCGACUCAUCUUGAUGCUUGGAUUUCUUCACUGUGUGUGCCUGAUAGAUCGUGGUAAUUUGGGUACAGCAGCAAUAGCAGGCAUGGAAAAGGAGCUUAAGCUCGUUGGCACACAAUAUAGUACCAUUGCAGUUGCAUUUUUCCCGCCCUAUAUUGCGCUCCAGGUACUUGGUCCCGUUCUUGUACGCAAGAUAGGACCUAUCAAUUAUCUUUCUGGGGUCUGUUUGAUUUGGGGCUGUGUCAUGCUUUCCGCCGGUUUUGUAAAGAAAUGGACUGAGAUGGUUGGAAUUCGUAUCAUAAUUGGGGCUCUUGAGGCUGGUUUUUUCCCUGCCUCUGUCUACCUUAUCUCAACUUGGUAUACUCGAUAUGACAUCCAAAAGCGCACGGACUGGGGGGGCCUAACAGCCUGGCGCUGGAUCUUCAUCAUUCAAGGUCUGAUCACAUGCGCUGUUGCAACGAUAGGCUGGUUCGUUCUGGUCGGAUUCCCAGACCAAAUGAAGACAGCCAAGCGAAAGUUUCUCUCCGGCGAUGAGUAUGACUUUAUCAUGCGUCGCAUUACCAAGGAUCGAGCCGACGUCGACGUCGAGCCUUUUGACAUUAAGAAAUACCUUCGGGCGGGCCUCGAUAUUAACAUCUGGGGUAUCGGAUUCAUUUAUUAUUCUACAACUACAACAGCCUAUGCUCUGUCUUACUUCCUCCCUAUUAUUUAUAAACAGGGAAUGGGAUUCUCAACAAAGGUUUCUCUGUGCCUAUUUGCCCCGCCAUAUGCUGCCGCCGGGAUUUGGAUGUUUGCAACAUCCUGGCUGGGAGAUCGGUACCAUAUUCGCGGGCCUAUCCUAGUUUUCAAUGCUACGCUCACGAUAAUUGGCCUUCCUCUUAUGGGCUUCACGAAAGCGAAUGCAUCCCGUUUAGUAGGGGCAUUUCUGGUUACAAUGGGCGCUAAUUCGAAUAUUCCUUGCGCAAUGGCUUAUCAGGCGAAUAAUAUCCGUGGUCAAUGGAAGCGUGCUGUCUCGAGCGCUAUAUUUGUCGGACUCGGUGCUUCAGGAGGAAUGACCGGGUCUCUUGUCUACCGAUCCCAAGACGCACCAACAUAUCACCCGGGUAUUCUAACUUGUAUUGGUCUCUCUAGUCUGGGUAUUGUGCUAGUGGCUCUUCUGUCCAUCAGAUUUCGUUAUCUGAACAGGAAGGCAGAUCGGGGUGAAAUUGUCAUUGCGGGACUUCCGGGCUUCAGAUACACAUAUUGA